This is a messenger RNA of Orbicella faveolata, 2226 nucleotides long. Its product is annotated as peptidase M20 domain-containing protein 2-like. Gene Ontology annotation, molecular function: dipeptidase activity. The record is from RefSeq and is a predicted model, not a curated record. NCBI's taxonomy places the organism in Eukaryota, Metazoa, Cnidaria, Anthozoa, Scleractinia, Merulinidae.
GUAUCAAAAGGGGCACUGCGUAAAAUUAAGACUACAUGAUAAAAAAUUCAGAAUUUAAUGUAUACCACCUCCCAAAUCCUGUUUUUGGCGAGGACGAUUUGAGGGACUUCCUUCUGGACUCGAGGGUGCGAGGGUAUACUUCAAGAAAAUCCUAACUGUACUCAACUGCUCGCCGGCGAUGUCAAUGGACUAAACAUAUGAUCAAUCAGCUUUCCUUGAAAGAAAUCGUUACAAGGGAUAUCUCUACUAAUAACGGGAACUUUGGCGAUAAAUGUUAGGGAACAACGGAGUGUUUUAAUGGGGAAGGGAGGGAAAAAAAUGCAAUACAUCCCAAUUGGGAAGCCCUCUCCUACGCCUUGGAAGGUCGUGCGGCUGAAUCGUGGAAUCGAGGCUAAGUUUGAGAGACUAAAAAGAAUGGCGACUGUACUGAGAAGUGUAAAAGAAAUCGCACUGCGCGCAAUAGACAACUUUGCGCCCGAACUUUUUCAGCUCAACCAAAAGAUUUGGAGAAAUCCAGAACUUGGUUACGAGGAAAAGUACGCGCAUGAGCUGCUGACCACAUUCUUCAGUGAAAAAGGCUUCGAGGUGACAAAGCAUCACACACUCGACACCGCGUUCCGCGCCUCGAGUGGUCUUUGUAAAAGGCGAGUUGUCGGGCUUAUUUGUGAGUAUGAUGCGUUACCGGGUAUAGGACAUGCCUGUGGACAUAACCUUAUAUCUGAGGUUGGAGUGGGGGCUGCCUUGGGUUUAAAGGCAGCACUUGAAGGAUCAAACCAGGACUUGGGUAAAGUAGUGGUUCUGGGCACUCCAGCAGAAGAAGGUGGGGGUGGAAAAAUUAAAAUGAUUGAGAAUGGUUGCUUUGAUGAGGUGGAUUUUUGCUUGAUGGCCCACCCAAAACCUUUCAACUGUGUCUAUCCAACAUGCUUAGCGAUGCAAGAUGUUCGAGUAUUGUUCCAUGGAGUAUCAUCUCAUGCUAGUGCCUUUCCAUGGGAGGGAGUCAAUGCAUUAGAUGCUGCGGUUAUGGCAUACAAUGCUCUGAGUGUACUGCGACAACAGCUGAAACCAUCCUGGCGUCUUCAUGGUGUUAUAACAGAUGGAGGAGCAAAGCCUAACAUAAUUCCUGAAAAGGCUUCAUUAGCAUAUUAUGUGAGAGCUCCAACUGAGAAAGAACUAGGCAGUCUUCGUGGGAAAGUGCACAGAUGUUUUGAGUCUGCAGCCCAGGCAACCGGUUGCACUGUGGACAUAGACUGGAAUUCUGUGUUUUAUUCUAAUGUGGCAACUAACGAGCAUUUAGCAAAGCUGUACCAACAGAAUGCAGAGGAACUUGGCUUGACUUUCCCAUCACGAGAGGAACAGGCCAAAGCAGCUGUUGGGUCCACAGACAUGGGCAAUGUGUCACAUGUAAAACCAUCCAUUCAUCCUUUCUUUGACAUUGAAACAUCUGCUGCUAAUCAUACUCAUGAAUUCACUUUGGCAUCAGCGACAAAGGAAGCCCACUCAAGGGCAGUUAUUCAAGCUAAAGUUUUGGCCAUGAUGGCUUUAGAUGUCUUGUACAAUGAUCAAGUUUGGGAAUCAGUUGUGACAGACUUUGAGAAAGAUCAUGGAAGGAUGAAACCUCGGGUGACAUGAUCUAUGUUCAGAGAUAGGUUAAUCAUUUAAUGAGCAGGCCAAAAACUCUUGUGUACUGAUGGGUCACAGUUAAAUCGUCUAAAGUAGCUGCAAAUAAACAAACUCUAUCUUUUAACCUCUCUUAAGUUGAUAGUUCUCCUAGGUCGAAACUUUUUCUUAACCCAAUGGUGUUCAGUUACAGUAAGUCUAACCAUACUGCAUCCUGUUACACGCUCCCAGAUAGUGUGUAAAACGCCAAAAUAUGGGUGAGUGGAAGGAUUAUUGGGGGCAGAUUGGCUAGGAAUGGUGGAACAAUAACAAAAACUGGAUUCUGAGUACUUAAAAAUUCAGUCAUGAACCACUCUAGCUUUAUGGGUGGUCAACUCAGUUGCUUGACGCCGAUCUUAGAAUGUGUGAUGGGAGAUAACAAUGAAAAUCAUCUAAUUAUCAUUUCAGGCUUUUUUUCUUUGAAAACAAAUUAUGUAAAUGUAAGCCUACAAUAUACAAUAGCAAUGUUGUCAACUUUUCUUGGGGUACAGGUGGUGUGCUAUUAAGUGUAAAUUUUGUGCCAAAUUCUUGUCAUACUUGAAAUAAAAUUGUGCAUAGCAUUGAUAUUUA